This is a messenger RNA of Malaclemys terrapin pileata, 4371 nucleotides long. It is a transcript of the gene TRIB3, whose product is annotated as tribbles pseudokinase 3. The transcript is spliced from 4 exons. The coding region runs from base 1712 to 2779 and encodes 355 amino acids. Gene Ontology annotation, cellular component: nucleus. Gene Ontology annotation, biological process: regulation of MAP kinase activity; protein phosphorylation; positive regulation of proteasomal ubiquitin-dependent protein catabolic process. Gene Ontology annotation, molecular function: ATP binding; mitogen-activated protein kinase kinase binding; protein kinase activity. The record is from RefSeq and is a predicted model, not a curated record. NCBI's taxonomy places the organism in Eukaryota, Metazoa, Chordata, Testudines, Emydidae.
CACUACAGUAUUGUUAUUACAUUAUGAAAACGGCAACACUCUUCCAAGCUCUCACUUUCGUAGCUUGUAUCACUUUGAAUAAGCCUGUUAGAAGACAAGGCUCCUAGGUUUCAUCAAGGAGUAUCAGAUGUGAAACAGCAGGAAGGGAUCUAAGAAGCCAACCCAAAGAGUUCCUCCUACACAAGCAUUCGGUCUUGAGCAGUCCCGGCAAACAACGCACAUUACAACAAAGCUUAAACUUGUUCUUCAUCAUAAUUUUAAAAACAAGACUAGCUGCCUAUUUAAUUUUAAAACCAGCAAAAAAUAUCCACCUCCCUUUCCAGUUCGUAUAAGGAGUCUUGAAGUGUGACAGAGAUGCUGGCUUUGAUCUGCUUAGCUCUUGGAAGUCCAGGGGCUCCGGGCUGCUGGCCCUGGGCUGCCCGGGGUCCCUAGGGACAGCUCUGUCCGCCAUUAGGGAAUUUUUUCCUGAGAACCCCCUGUAACAUUUCGCGAACCCCAGUUUGGGAACCACUGGGCUAGGCGGUAGGACGAGGAGGUGGCAGGGGCAGGCCAGUACACUCCCUCCAGGGGCACAGGACCUGCUUUCCGGGUUGCAGUUGUAGAAUUGCAGGCCCCGUUUUGUGCACGCAUUUAGCACGGUGGUGAUGGGGGCACGAUCAGGAUAAUCGGAGAGCAAAUGGACUCGGAGACCUCUCAGGAGCAGGACAGUUACGUGCUGCUGCGUGGAAGUGUCUCCCAAGACCCGUCUCCUCGCUGCCCUCCGCUUUGGGGAGGCAGUUCCACAAGCGAGUGCAGACAGACCAGCAGUCCGUCACGGUGGCCUUGCACGGGUGCAAACAGCAGUGCAAGGGGCAGAGCAAUGGGGAAGCAGGCGCGGGGGUGGGGGGGGGGCGUUCACAUUUCAGCUCAUUUUGCACAGGUGCGGGACAAAGGGCAGGAGGAGGGGCAGAGCAGGGAUCACUACUGAAUUUCUGGGCUGUAAUAUCCUGAUUCUGCCUGUAUACAGGGCAGUGCUGUGGGCAGACAUGGCCUCCCCCGGCACAGAGUUUUCUAGCACCCACCCCAGAUAUUUUGCUUUGAAACCAGGCACCAACCCACUCGAGCCUGGGCAGCGGGCGUGCACGCGGUGCUGGAGACACCCCUCAUUCUCGGAGCCGGGGGUGGGGCCGUGUCAACCUGCUGCAAUCCGGCUGCGGGUUUGAGUAAUUCGAGCCCGGGAGUGGCGCAAUCCCACUCGGCGGAGGCCGGGGUUAUUGCGAGUGUGAACCUCCGCGUGUCGUCACGGCAGGGAAAGCGGAGGGGGCGGCGCUGCCGCCGGGGCAUGUUGCAAUCCGGAGUGAGUUCAGCGUCAGCCGCGCCAGAGGAGAGGCGAGCGGCGGGCGGUUGCGGAGCGGCACGGGGGUGGGGCAGCCCCGAUUAGCUCGGGUUUACAUCAUCCGCCGGGAUCUGGGGCUCGGAGCCAGGGGGCCGGGCGAGGUGAGCCUCCCCCGGCUGCGCGCAGCCAGCCCCGCGAACAAAGCGCCCGCCGAGACGAGCCGCAGCCCCGCGCUGCCCAUCGAUCGCCCCCGGCCGGGGCUCGGGGCAGGACCCCCGGAGCGGAGCAGCCCGGGACAAUGGCGGGUCGGGGUGUCUGAGACUCCGGGAUCGGCCUGCGGGGAUCGCUCCGGAGCGGCAGCCAGCCCCGCGCCUCUCGCCCGCCCGCCCCCCGAAGAUGAGUCUAAACGUGCAGGCGAUCCCUGUAGCGUCUCCACUGAGGAAGAAACGGCUGGACUUUGAGGAUACCCCUGACUCCGAGCCCUCAAAGCCCAAGCACCCACGGUUGGGUCCCGUGUCAGGACUCACCCCAUGCCUGCAGCCCCUUGUGCGGUCCCCUUGUGCCGUGGAACAGGACUCCAGGGUCUUGCAGAUUGGACCGUACAUCCUUCUGGAUCCCAGGGAAGGGGGCCGCUGCUACAGGGCUGUGCACAGGCACACGGAGGCGGAGUACAGCUGCAAGGUUUAUCCGGCAAGGAGUUACCCAGAGACGAUAGCCCCUUACGGGCACCUCUCACCCCACCCCAAUGUGGCCCAGGUUGCUGAGGUGAUCCAAGGGGACCAGAACGUCUACGUCUUCUUCCAGCCCGGCGGAGGUGACAUGCACAGCCACGUCCGCCGGCGCAAGCGCCUGCCCGAGAGAGAGGCCGCUGGGCUCUUCCGACAGAUGGCCGAGGCGGUCGCCCACUGCCACGACCACGGGGUCAUCCUCCGAGACCUCAAACUCCGCAAGUUCCUCUUCGUGGACAGGGAGAGCACAAAGCUGGUGCUGGAGAACCUGGAGGACGCCUGUCUUCUGAGCGGCCCGGAUGACUCUCUGUCGGACAAGCACGGCUGCCCGGCCUACGUGGGCCCGGAGAUCCUCAGCUCCAAGAACUCUUACUCAGGGAAGGCGGCUGACGUGUGGAGCCUGGGCGUGGUGCUCUACACCAUGCUGGUGGGGCGAUACCCCUUCCAGGACACUGAGCCCGCCAUGCUCUUCAGCAAGAUCCGCCGGGGCGUCUUCUCCAUCCCGGACGGCCUCUCUCCCAAAGCCAGGUGCCUCAUCCGAUGCCUCCUGCGCAAGACCCCGGCUGAGAGACUGACGGCCCGGGAGAUUUUGCUCCACCCCUGGCUAGCGAGCGGUGGUGCUGCCUCCGAGGAUUCCUGCACAAACCCCUCUGGGGAGCAGGGGAUGGAGCAAGUUGUGCCAGACACCUGGAGCCAGAAGGAUGAAGAGGAGGAGGAGGAAGAUCUGCACAGUUAAGCAUUCAGAGGAUCCCCAAGGAUGCAUUACAAAAGGGGCCCUCCAUGCCCCCAGGGAACCUUAGACUGUCGGAUGCCCCAGGCGAGCUGGGGCUGGUGACUGUUUGUCUAAGGGGGGGCUGCUGCUCAGAUCGGGAUAACACUGUGGCUGUGUCGGCCCCAGCAGGGCCCAGAGCCAGGACUUGUAAACCCAAGUGCCUCAGAGGGGGAGCUGUGGUUGUCCAGGCGCGUGUCUGAAUCCUGCAGAGCGGGAAAGUGCCUUAGCCUCUGACACGGCGAUUCAGGGCGGACGGGACUAAACGGGAGUGAGCCCUGGUCUAGGGGGCUCCCACUUACUCGUGCCAAAGAACUUGUUCAAACUCUGAUCACCAGCAGCGCCCUCCCAGAGGGAUGGUGUGUUUCCCAUUCCCAGACAUGGGGCUCCAGAGGCAGGGAGCGGCUAGGGAACCGAGGCAGGCCCUGGCGUCUCCGGGUUCUGCACCAGUCCCUGUGGCUGCGUAGAAGCAGGAUGGGUGCAGAGGGGGCUGAGCUCUGAUACCAGCUUCCUGAAGUGGGGGAGUUGGGGGGGCCCUUUCCCAGAGGGCACAGGCCAGCGGGCAUGGGAGGGUGUUGGAGGAGCUCCUUGUCUUGUCACCUGGGAACUGUGAGCUUUGCUGCAGCCCGGCAGCGGUUCCGUGGGGCUUGGAGGGUAGAGAGGUUAAUGAGCAGAGAAGGGAGGGGGGAUGCAGCUGGGUGGGAGCGUGAAUAAGACUGGGGAGGGGGGCAGGGUUCCAAGGUCACGUCAAAGCAGAGCCCAAGAGCUGGACGCAGCCUGUGUAGCCCUGUGGGCCACCUCCCCUUCCCUUUGUAGCUGUAGCCUGUACAGACUACAAGUCCCAGCAUGCAGUGCUCACCCCGGAGCAGAGGGGAAGGGGACACGCUAUGCUGGGGUGGGGCACAGGUCUAUGCUAGUAGGGAGGGUGACUACGGCCUGCCCCAUUUGCCAGGCAUGGCCCUUGGGCUCCUGGCAAUGAGCAAAUAAAGCCCCUGCCCAAGCUGUUCCCGGUGGGGCAGAGAGUGAGCCCUGGCUGGCGUGGGGGCACUAUGAGGUCUCUGCACUAUCGUGCCAUGUAGCCUCUUUCCCCCCCCCCACCCCUACCCCCUGCUGUGACUGCAGCAGGCUGCCUUGGCUCUCUAACCUGCCCACUGGGGACCCUGCCCUCUGCUCCACCCCAGGAGCCUGUGCCAGGCCAGCCCUGCGCCAUCCCCUCAGGCCAGGGGGCGGGGGGCCGGCAGCAGCCCAGAAGAACUUUAACCAUACGUAUCUCAGGGAGUUGUGAGGCAGCUGGUUUCUGGGGAGCGGCCGGCGUGCGCAGAAUGGACCGGCCUGCUCCAUCCCACUUAGCCCAGCCGGGCACCUGCCGCUCUCCCAGCGCAGGCCCGGGGCCUCGCCUCGCCUCGCCUCUCCCGGAGCUUGGCCUUCGUAGCGUGCGUUUUGUACCCCAACCAUGUGUCGACACUACAGGGCCCAGCCCAGGACUCCUUUGUACACAGCACCAUGUGUCUCUUUUUCUGUCCUUUGACAAAUAAAAGGUUUGUACCACUGGCUCCUUA